Messenger RNA from Conger conger (European conger), 8921 nucleotides. RefSeq names its product protein unc-79 homolog. The record is from RefSeq and is a predicted model, not a curated record. Gene Ontology annotation, molecular function: protein binding. NCBI's taxonomy places the organism in Eukaryota, Metazoa, Chordata, Actinopteri, Anguilliformes, Congridae. The transcript is spliced from 50 exons. The coding region runs from base 97 to 8139 and encodes 2680 amino acids.
GCGCGAGAGGGUUUAUUCACUUUUUAUGGACCGGGGGAAAAGACACCGCAGGGGUGAACAACGUAGAUCUAUAUUUCUUCGUCGCGUCUUCUCACAAUGUCAACGAAGGCAGAGCAAUUUGCCUCUAAGAUACGGUACUUGCAAGAGUAUCACAACCGUGUCCUUCACAAUAUUUACCCUGUGCCAUCUGGAACAGACAUUGCAAACACACUGAAAUACUUUUCCCAAACCCUGCUCAGCAUUCUAUCCCGUACAGGCAGGAAGGAGAACCAGGAAGCUUCCAAUUUGGCCGUGCCCAUGACCAUGUGUCUUUUUCCUGUGCCAUUCCCACUCACCCCAUCUCUAAGACCACAAGUCAGUUCCAUCAACCCUACAGUUACUCGCUCCCUCCUUUACAGCGUUCUGCGCGAUGCCCCGUCUGACCGCGGGGGGCAGCAAAGUCGGGACGCACAGCUCUCAGAGUACCCCUCUCUGGACUAUCAGGGGCUCUAUGUGACGCUGGUGACCUUGCUCGACCUGGUGCCCCUGCUGCAGCACGGUCAGCAUGAUCUGGGACAGUCUAUAUUUUACACUACGACUUGCCUCCUCCCCUUUCUCAGUGACGAUAUUCUGAGCACUUUGCCCUACACUAUGAUUUCCACUCUAGCCACCUUCCCUCCCUUCCUGCACAAGGAUGUCAUUGAGUACCUGAGCACCUCCUUCCUGCCCAUGGCUAUAUUGGGCUCCACUCGAAGAGAGGGGGGCGUCCCAGCCUACGUCAAUCUCUCUGCCUCCUCUAUGCUAAUGAUUGCUAUGCAGUACACCUCAAACCCUGUCUACCACUGUCAGCUGCUGGAAUGUCUUAUGAAGCACAAACAGGAAGUAUGGAAGGACUUGCUAUAUGUCAUAUCCUACGGACCAUCCCAAGUCAAGCCCCCAGCUGUUCAAAUGCUUUUCCAUUACUGGCCCAACCUCAAGCCUCCUGGUGCAAUCAGUGAGUACAGAGGACUACAGUACACAGCCUGGAACCCCAUCCACUGCCAGCACAUGGAGUGUCACAACGCCAUAAACAAGCCUGCCGUGAAGAUGUGCAUCGACCCUACCCUUUCUGUCGCUCUGGGAGACAAGCCCCCUCCGCUCUACAUAUGCGAGGAAUGCAGCCAGAGAAUCGCAGGGGACCAUGCCGAGUGGCUUCUUGAUGUGCUCUUGCCACAAGCAGAGAUAUCUGCCAUUUGUCAGAAGAAGAACUGCAGCUCCCACGUCAGGAGAGCGGUCGUCACCUGCUUCUCAGCCGGUUGCUGUGGGCGCCAUGGCAACCGCCCCGUUCGCUAUUGCAAGCGUUGCCAUGUCAACCACCACAGCAGCGAAGUGGGGGCCUCAGCGGAGACCCACCUCUACCAGACGUCCCCCCCGCCCAUCAACACGCGCGAAUGUGGAGCCGAGGAGCUGGUGUGCACUGUGGAGGCUGUGGUGAGCCUGCUGAAGGAAGCGGAGAUCCACGCAGAGCUGCGGGAGUACGAGAUGAACAAACGCCGACAGAUGGGCCUGUCAGCAUCCCACCACUCCUUGGACAACAUCGACUUCGACAACAAAGAGGACGACCAGCAUGACCAAAGGCUGCUCAGUCAGUUCGGCAUCUGGUUCCUGGUGAGUCUCUGCACGCCCAGCGAGAACACGCCCACGGAGAGCCUGGCACGGCUGGUCAGCAUGGUGUUCCAGUGGUUCCACUCCACCGCCUACAUGAUGGACGAUGAGGUGGGCAGCCUGGUGGAGAAGCUCAAGCCGCAGUUUGUCACCAAGUGGCUGAAGACGGUGUGCGACGUGCGCUUCGACGUCAUGGUCAUGUGCCUGCUGCCCAAGCCGGUGGAGUUUGCCCGGGUGGGAGGGUACUGGGACAAGUCAUGCACCACUGUGACGCAGCUGAAAGAGGGUCUGAACCGGAUCCUCUGCCUGAUCCCCUACAAUGUCAUCAGCCAGCCGCUUUGGGAGUGCUUCAUGCCCGAAUGGCUGGAGGCCAUCCGCACCGAGGUGCCCGACCACCAGCUCAAGGAGUUCCGGGAGGUUCUCAGUAAGAUGUUUGACAUUGAGCUGUGCCCACUGCCGUUUUCCAUGGAGGAGAUGUUUGGGUUCAUCAGCUGCCGGUUCACGGGGUACCCUGCCUCAGUCCAGGAGCAGGCUCUGCUCUGGCUCCACGUGCUAUCAGAGCUGGACAUCGUGGUGCCCCUACAGCUGCUGAUUGGCAUGUUCUCUGACGGAGUGAACUCGGUGAAGGAGCUGGCCAAUCAGAGGAAAGCGCGGGCAACGGACCUGUCGGGAAACACAGGGCCUCGGAGGGUGAGCGUGGUGUCGGACCCCGGAAGGCGGGGGCAGCACAGCACCCUCAGCCCCUUCCCGAGCCCGUUCCGCAGCCCGUUCCGCAGUCCCCUGCGCUGCAGCCCCUUUAAGAACCUGGGCCACGCCCCGGCCCACUGCGCCCUCGACCUGGACUGCGAGGACGACGACAUGAACCUGGGCUGCUUCAUCCUCAUGUUCGACCUCGUCCUCAAGCAGAUGGAGCUGCAGGACGACGGCGUUACGCUGGGCCUGGACAACAGCCUGGCCAAGGACAUCAUGGGCAUCGUUAACAACGUCUUCCAGGCGCCGUGGGGUGGCUCGCACACCUGCCAGAAGGACGAGAAGGCUCUGGAGUGCAGCCUGUGCCAGUCCAGCAUCCUGUGCUACCAACUGGGCUGCGAGCUGCUGGAGAGACUGGCCCCCCGGGAGGAGGUCCGCCUGGUGGAGCCCACAGACAGUCUGGAAGACACCCUGAUCUUCCCGCGGGCUGAGUUCUCCAUCGGCACGGAGCAAGGCCCUGAGGAGGGAGACAACCCUGCCAGCAGACAGACGGACAACCCUGGCAACCAGAGCCACUCCCCCGACAACCCUCCCCUGAGGAACAAUGCUGAAAAGAAGUUCUCCUACCAGCAACUGCCAGUGUCACUAAAGCUUAUUUACACCAUACUGCAGGAAAUGGCUAAAUUUGAAGAACCAGACAUCCUCUUCAACAUGCUGAACUGCCUGAAAAUCCUGUGUCUUCACGGCGAGUGUCUGUACUUGGCUCGCAAAGACCACCCUCAGUUCCUCGCCUACGUCCAGGAGAAGAUGCUGAUACCCAGCUUGUGGCGUAUGCUGAAGUCCGAGUUCUGCCAGCUGGCCUCCCUGGCUGUGCCCCAGCUCCUGCACGCCCUCUCCCUGCCCCACGGUGCCGACAUUUUCUGGGGGAUUGUGGACACCAACUUCAACAGCAAGGACUGGAAGAUGCGCUUUGAAGCAGUGGAGAGAGUGGCUGUGCUGUGCCGGUUCCUGGACAUCUCCUCCGUGACCAAGAACCACCUGCUGAAGUACUCUCUGGCUCACGCCUUCUGCUGCUUCCUGGCCGCCGUGGAGGACGUGAACCCAGCGGUGGCCACCAGAGCCCGGCUGCUCCUGGACACCAUCAAGAGACCCGCGCUGCAGGGCUUGUGCUUGUGCCUGGACUUCCAGUUCGACACGGUGGUGAGGGACAGGCCCAUUAUCCUGAGCAAGCUGCUGCUGCUCCACUUCCUGAAGAAGGACGUCCCGGCCCUCAGCUGGGAGUUUUUCGUGAAUCGCUUCGAGACCUUGUCCUUGGAGGCCCAGCUGCACCUCGACUGCAACAAGGAGUUCCCCUUCCCAACCACCAUCACAGCUGUGCGCACUAAUGUGGCCAACCUCAGUGACGCCGCCAUGUGGAAGAUUCGACGGGCGCGCUUCGCCCGCAACCGGCAGAAGAGCGUGCGGUCCCUCCGAGACAGCGUGCAGGGCCCGUCCGAGUCCAAACGGGCCUUCUCCCUCCCCGAGUCGCUCAGCAACAGACUGCGCCAGAACACCCCCGAGGACGACUCCAUCAUUAAGGACCUGCUCCCGGAGGACGCCGGGAUAGACCACCAGACGGUGCACCACCUGAUCAUGGUGCUGAUGAAGUUCAUGGCGAAGGACCAGAGCAGUGCGGAGGCGGACAUCGGCAGCGCCAAGGCCUUCAACACGGUGAAGCGGCACCUCUACGUGCUGCUGGGCUACGACCAGCAGGAGGGCUGCUUCAUGAUCGCGCCGCAGAAGAUGCGCACCUCCACCUGCUUCAACGCCUUCAUCGCCGGCAUCGCCCAGGUUAUGGACUACAACAUCGGCCUGGGGAAGCAGCUGCUCCCCCUGGUGGUGCAGGUGCUGAAGUACUGCACCUGCCCCCAGCUGCGGCACUACUUCCAGCAGCCUCCCCGCUGCUCUCUCUGGGCCCUGCGCCCACACAUCCGGCAGAUGUGGCUCAAAGCCCUGCUGGUCAUCCUCUACAAGUACCCCUACAGAGACAUGGACGUGAGCAAGGUGGUGCUUCACCUGAUCCACAUCACUGUCAACACCCUGAACGCCCAGUACCACAGCUGCAGGCCCCACGCCACCGCGGGGCCUCUGUACAGCGACAACUCCAACAUCAGCCGCUACAGCGAGAAGGAAAAAGAGGAGGACAGCGUGUUUGACGAGUCUGACAUCCACGAUACUCCAACCGGGGCGUGCAACAAGGAGUCUCAGACCUUCUUUGCCCGGCUGAAGAGAAUCGGGGGGAGCAAGUCUGUCAAGUACCAGCCCGUGGAGCUGAAUGCUCAGAAAAGUGAAAUCGAGCUGUCGGAGUAUCGCGAGGCCAGCGCCCUGCAGGACAGCAUCCUGCGCUGCGUGCGGGAGGAGAGCACCAAGAAGAAGCGUCUGCAGGCCAUGCACAAGCAGAAGUCCCUGGACAUCAGCAACACCGACUCCAUCCUCUUCAACCUGGACGAGCACCGCAGGAAGUCCUGCAUCGACCGCUGUGACCUGCACGGCCACUCGCACUCCGCCUACAACGCCCGCCACGGGGACCACCACGCUAAGGGGUCUUCCGACGGCUCCGCGGGCAAGGCGGACGGCAACGACAACCACGACCGGCGUGGCUCCAGAGACAGCAGGAGGCCGGUCAUCCCGGAGGUGCGGCUGAGCUGCAUGGAGACCCUGGAGGACAAGCUGGACUCGCCAGAGUGCACGUCGGAGACCAAGGAGGACCCCGACCUCAUUGACCUCUCCUCCGACUGCACCUCCAUCCCCGAGAAGCACUCCAUCCUCUCCAUGUCCGACAGCGACUCCCUGGUCUUUGAGCCCCUGCCGCCCCUGCGGAUCGUGGAGAGUGACGAGGAAUUCGAGAGCCCCCCUGGCAACAAGCCCAACGGGAGGCCGCCCGUCUCCCCGGCCUCCAGCAACAGCUUCUGCCUGAAGCCCCAGGUGCAGGUGAGUGUGGAGGAGGGCCAGGCCCAGGGCUCUCCAGGAGGGCCUUUGCAGCCAGUGAAGAGGAGCCCUUGUAUGACCCCUACGGCCUCUCUGGAGCUCCCCGACAACAAAGACCUCAUGCAGCCUGAAGACUUCAGCGAACAUCCCCAUGAAAGCCCCAUGACCCUCAAGCAGAAGAGAGACCUUCUAAGAAAGACCCCCGCAGUCCCUGAAAUGUCCCUGGAUGACACUUCUGCCAUACCUGAGGACAUCAGAGCCGGUGGGGGGUCAGGCGCCAGUCCCUCCGGGAGAUCCGUCUUUCUGAACGUCCCAGAGGACGUAGAAGACGACCAACCGGAGGGAGACGAGGAAGACUUUGGGGAGGAGGAGGAGGAGGACAGCGACACCAAGAAUGAGGAUGACAACGAGGAAGCAGAGUUUAAGAUCCAGAUAGUGCCUCGCCAGCGCAAACAGAGAAAGAUCGCUGUCAGUGCCAUCCAGAGAGAAUACCUGGACAUCUCCUUCAACACACUGGACAAGAUCACAGACCAGCCGGCCGAUGCAGAUCACAAAGCUCUGUCCGCUCUGGAAAAGCCUCGGGAGUCCGCCUCGGCUCCCACUCUCGAAGCCGCAAUGCCAGAAACGAGCAGCCGCUCUUCGAUAUCAACUCAGUACCGCCAGGUGAAGCGUGGGUCCCUGGGGGCCCUCACCAUGAGCCAGCUCAUGAAGAGGCAGCUGGAACACCAGUCUAGCGCCCCUCACAACAUCAGCACCUGGGAGACGGGUGAGUGCCCGGCCUGGAGGCCCGCGUCUUCGGAUACUCGGGACCCAAAACCCACCUCCACAGACGCCCUGCACGCUGCCUGCACCAAUCACCUUAAAGGUGCUACCAAGACCAGCCUUCUGUCUGCUCCCAGCACAGUCAGUAUGUUUGUGCCCGCACCUGAGGAGUUCACGGACGAGCAGCCCACCACCAUGACAGACAGGUGUCGGGACUGCGGGGCGGUUCUGGAGGAGUACGAUGAGGACACCCUGGGCCUGGCUGUGGUGGUGCUGUCCAUGUUCAUCCACCUGAGCCCAGACCUGGCAGCCCCCCUGCUCCUGGACAUUAUGCAGUCUGUGGGCCGGUUAGCAUCCAGUGCUAAUUUCUCUGGCCAAGCGGAGAGCAUGUUGAUCCCGGGCAACGCGGCUGGCGUGGCCAAACAGUUCCUGCGGUGUGUGUUCCAUCAGCUGGCCCCCAACGGUAUCCUCCCUCAGCUGUUCCAGAGCAACAUCAAAGAUGGAAGCUUCCUGAGGACUCUGGCUUCGUCCCUCAUUGAUUUUAACGAACUGAGUUCUGUGGCUGCACUGAACCAGCUGCUGGAGGGUCUGAAUAACAAGAAGAGCCUGCCUGCCGGUGGCACCAUGCUACACUGCCUGGACAACAUCGCUAGCUUCAUGGAAGCCCUACCAAUGGACUCCCCCAGCAACCUGUGGACCACCAUCUGCAACCAGUUCCAGACCUUCCUUGCCAAGCUGCCCUCCGUGUUACCACUGAAGUGUCCCCUAGACUCCAGCUUAAGGAUCAUUAUUUGCCUGUUGAAGAUUCCCACUACAAGUGCCACGAGGAGCCUUCUGGAUCCCUUCUCCAAACUACUCAGCUUUGUGAUUCAAUAUGGCGUCUUCAGCCUGUCCUACCUGGUGGAGCUGUGUGGCCUGUGCUACCGAGCCUUCAACAAGGAGCGGGAUAAGUUCUACAUGUCCCGCAUUGUUGUGCUGGAGCUUUUGCAGGCACUGAAGUUCAAGUCCCCCUUACCUGACAUAAACCUUUUACUGCUGGUCCAGUUUGUUUGCGCAGAUGCUGGUACAAGACUAGCUGAAUCUACCAUUCUUCAAAAGCACAUGAUUUCCUCACUUCCUGGGUGUACUACAGCUGCCAUGGAGUGCAUGAGACAGUAUGUCAGUGAGCUCCUGGACUUCAUCGCAGAUAUGCAUACACUUACAAAAUUAAAAAGCCACAUGAAAGCCUGUUGCCAGCCUCUGCAUGAGGACACCUUUGGCGGGAACCUCAAGGUGGGCCUUGCUCAGGUGGCUGCCAUGGAGAUCAGCAAAGGCAAUCACCGUGACAACAAGGCAGUGAUCCGCUAUUUGCCUUGGCUCUACCAUCCUCCCUCUACCAUGCAACAGGGGCCAAAGGAGUUCAUUGAAUGUGUAUCACACAUCCGUCAGCUGUCCUGGCUGCUGCUAGGCUCCCUUACCCACUGUGCUUUGCACCAGGGCUCCACUUCCUGUAUGCCCAUCCCACUGGAUGCAGGCUCCCACAUCGCCGAUCACCUCAUCGUCAUCCUGAUCGGCUUUCCGGAACAGUCUAAGACGUCGGUGUUGCACAUGUGCUCGCUCUUCCACGCCUUCAUGUUCGCCCAGCUUUGGACCAUCUACUGCGAGCAGGCGGCGGCCACGCCCACCCUGCAGAACCAGAACCAGAACGAGUUCUCGUCCAGCGCCAUCCUCACGGGCCUGGAGUUCUGGAGCCGGGUCACCCCCAGCAUCCUGCAGCUCAUGGCCCACAACAAAGUGAUGGUGGAGAUGGUGUGCCUGCAUGUCAUCAGCCUCAUGGAGGCACUUCAGGAAUGUAACUCAACCAUUUUUGUAAAGCUUAUUCCUAUGUGGCUGCCUAUGAUUCAGUCCAACCUCAAGCACCUGUCGGCGGGGCUGCAGCUGCGGCUCCAGGCCAUCCAGAACCGCGUCAACCACCAGUGUCUGCAGGGCAUGCAGGGCUGCGUCCCGCCCGGUGUCCUGCCCUCCGCCCUGCGCAAGUGGCUGCAGUGCACGCAGUUCAAGAUGGCGCAGGUGGAGAUCCAGUCUUCCGAGGCGGCCUCGCAGUUCUACCCCAUGUGAACGAACUCGGCCCGUGGAUACCUCCCCGCCCCACGCACCCGGCCCGGCCCGGCCCGGCCCUGCCCUGCCCUGCCCCUCCUCUCCCUCCCAUCCGGGGAACGCUCCACAGCUGCCCACACCAUCUCUCCGCUCCAGACUCCUCCAAGCCCAACACCUCUGGUCUUCUUCGGCUUCACGCUUCAGCUUUCGCUGGCAAAGUGAGCGGGUUUCCCCCCGGUUGAACUGUCCAUCUAACUGUGUUCCAGAGGUUCAAAACGUAGACAGCCUAGAGGUCAUAGAGGGCAGUAGAAUCAGAGGGAGCAUGCUCAAAUUCUUGUCAGGGAGUGUGGGUCAAGCAGGGGCAGGAGCUUGUUUCUCGAUGUGGCACAGGGGGUCUGUGGUAGCAGUUUCCUGUUCAGAUAAGGAAAGGGAGUCAAGGAGAUUGCAUUUGAAGGCAAGGCCAGAGUGAAUGCCCAAGUGUUAGAAGGUGUAAUGUGUUCUGGACUGUAUCUCAAACGCAGAAAAGAAUAAGUGCUUCAUAGAAGAAGAUUGGCCGAUGCUCUACUGUAAAUAUCGAUUACCUGCAGAUGUGCAGCUAGCCACAGUCACACUCCGCAGCAGAGGAGGACAUUUUGUGUCCCUGGAUAAUGAUAAUAAAGGGAUAUUAUGCAUAUAGCUUUGAAAAGUGCUCUGUAUUCAUAUGCAUUCCAGAUGCCAAUGUAUUUUUCUCCCCUUUUCGUUGCUGUUGUGGUUGAAAGCCAGAACAAUAAAAUAAAGGCCACAUCAAAUUUUUAGAAAAUAAA